This is a messenger RNA of Penicillium paradoxum, 2544 nucleotides long. RefSeq lists its product as uncharacterized. The transcript has 2 exons. Gene Ontology annotation, molecular function: DNA-binding transcription factor activity, RNA polymerase II-specific; zinc ion binding. Bases 1 to 2544 code for a protein of 847 amino acids. Gene Ontology annotation, biological process: aromatic amino acid catabolic process; positive regulation of transcription by RNA polymerase II. Gene Ontology annotation, cellular component: nucleus. The record is from RefSeq and is a predicted model, not a curated record. NCBI's taxonomy places the organism in Eukaryota, Fungi, Ascomycota, Eurotiomycetes, Eurotiales, Aspergillaceae.
AUGGAUGGUGUCAGGCCAUCUCGGCCGGACAAGCCGUAUCAACGCACAUACAAGGCAUGCAUUCCUUGUCGGCAACGGAAGGCAAAAUGCGACCUAGGGACCGGUCCAGACGGUCUGCCGAUCGGCCCACCAUGUGCGCGCUGUCGCAGAGAACUAAGGGAAUGUGUUUUCCCCGAGAAACGGGCCUGGGAAAGAUCCCGCAAGCGAGGUGCGCUAAAAUUACAAUGCUUCGAGAUCGUCUGUCUAAAUGGUCAAGUUUUAGCGCGAUCACCUGAGAGCUAUGAGCCGGGUGUAUCACCUCGGCAUAUCAGGCUGUCAAUGGGGACUUCACCUGACGGCGCGGCUGUCGCACAAGGACAGAACCAGCAGCCGCAUCAUGCAGGCGAAAUAAGCCGCUCUGUACCCGAGCCCAAUUACCAGCAGCCCAACUUUCAGUCAUCAUGGCCAUAUCAACAGGAUCGACGGGGGUCUCAUCGGGACUCUUACGAUCAUUCGUCUGUAGGACCUCCACAAUCUGAUCAAUCUCCCUCUCAUGGGUCUGAAAACAAUACGCACCGCUCAGGCCCCACACUCGCGACUUCUAUGAUGCGCACUGUAGUUGCAAGUGGCAAUGAUGCACUCAAUAUUCUCUUCGAGGCAGCAACUGCCCAGGAAGGUAACCAUGCUGAUACUAGUUCUGAACCGAUACCAGGGCCUCCAUCGGCAGGCCCGAGUCCUUAUGAUCAGACACCCAGAAAUUACGAUGCCGCGUUUGAGCCGGUGGCACGGGUGAUACAUCCUGUACAGCUAUCCGCCGUGACUCAAGAUACUUUGAAUGUCUGGGAGGCUUGUCGGUUUGUGAAGAUGGGUUGGUUUACUGCCAGAGAGGCCGUCACUUUUAUUGAUCUAUUCUUUAAGAAUAUGUCCUGUUUAUCUCCAAUUCUGACAGAUUUCUAUGCCAACCACCGAUAUCAUUACUGGUUGAUUACUCGAGAACCAGUCCUGUGCUGCACCAUCCUCAUGAUCUCGUCUCGAUAUCACGUUCUUCCUGGAGCGGGAGGAGAAUCAAGAAAUUUCUUUAUCCACCAUCGACUCUGGCAACAUUGCCAGCAAUUAACGAUGAGACUGAUAUUUGGUCAAGAAAAAUCUACUAAAUCUAAAGUGCGGAGCCUUGGUACGGUGGAAGCACUUCUGUUAAUGUCAGAAUGGCAUCCUCGCUCCCUGCAUUUCCCGCCUGAGACGGAUGGAUGGGAUGAUGAUUUGAUCCCAACAGCCCCCAGCACGCAUGAAUAUGGUGAGUCCAGCUCCGCGCACGGCAAUCGCUGGGUGGACGAUAUGAUUGAGCCAGCACGCCGAUCUGACCAGAUGUCUUGGAUGCUGCUUGGGUGUGCACUCUCCCUUGCACACGAGCUUGGCAUCUUUGAGACAGAAGAAAGUAGCUCGCCAGUCGAAGAAACAGAAUGGAGAGAUCAAAUGUCACUUCGUUGGCAACGCGUCCAACGUUUGCUAUAUGUGUAUAUCAAUCAAUUAGCCUGGCGGAUCGGAUGCAUGUCACCAAUCCCCCAGUCAUUAAACCACGCUAUUCUUGGCGGACGAAAGCCACCAGGACUAAGCCAACCGGGUGGCACGUGGUUGACUUUCAUGGAUUCAUGGAUCGAGCUGACCAAGCUAGCCAAAUCUGUCACUGAUAUGUUCUUCCCUUCGCCUGCAUUUGCACGCCAGCAACUGCACAGCGGCCGAUAUGUUGGCCUUCUUGAACACUUCCGACCUCUACUCAACCAAUGGAAAGACAAGUAUCUACAGCCCCAGGUGCUGGAUCAAGCAUUUUACAACGAUCUCUUCAUCGAAUACAAUUUCGUCCGCGUUUACACCCAUUCGGUGGGAAUGCAAGCUGUAGUGGAGCGUGCCGUCGCAGAGAACGAUCCCAACAACUUUGACGGAGUGCGACCUAUGACCAUCGACCCGACAGACUACGAAUACAUUCAAGAGGUCAUCGAUGGAUGUAGCCAGAUCCUGCAGAAAGUAACCCAUCUAGCCGAAGCGGGGGCAUUGCGCUUCACGCCAGUUCGAAUUGUCCUUCGCAUCACCAGCGCCUCGAUCUUUUUGAUGAAAGCGUUGAGCCUGGGGACUCGGCAAGCAAAGCUCCAAGAAUCACUCGACGUACUCGAAAGGAGCAUCAAAGCACUCAAAUCAAAUGCUUUGGACGAUGUGCAUCUGAGUACUCGCUAUGCGACACUACUAGAAAUGCACGUUUCGCGCUUGCGCCAUAAUCUAAUAGCAUCCUCGAGGGCUGCGAAAAAUAGCCAAGUUGCUACACGAAGAUCAUCUAUGGGACCCCCUCCUUGGCCGGACGCUGGCGAUCGGUCAAAUCCCCCGAGCGCUCAGGCAUCGCAGGAUGUGACGCCAGACCUGGGAUUCAUUCCCUCCUUGAACGACAUUGGCGCAGAUGACUGGCUUUCCCUGCCGUUCGAUCCCUCAAUGGCACCAUUUGGCAUGACCCAUGGAUGUCAAUUUCCAAUGUAUGAGGGUGGAGCAUUGGAUUUUAUUUGGAAUCUGCCAUCGUGA